AUGGUUGGUGUUAAACCCCAGAUUAUCCAGAAGCAGCAUAGAGAUGAGUCCAGCAAGCUCGACGUCAUAAUCGUCGGCGCUGGGCUAGGCGGUCUCGGUGCUGCCAUAUCAAUUCUCCUCGCCGGUCACAACGUACACAUCCUCGAGUGUACUUCAGAGAUAGGCGAAAUCGGCGCCGGCAUACAAUGUCUCCCCAACUCCUCGCGCGUCCUCAUAGCCUGGGGUCUAGAAGACUACCUCUCGAAACACGCUACCUCGCCACGGCUGUGCAACAUGAUCGGUUGGAAAGGCAAUAAGAUAAGCGAGAUGGACUUUCAUGAAUACGAGAAGGAAUGCGGCACACCCUUCUGGGACUUCCACAGGGCGAACCUGCACAUGGGACUGUUGGAAAGAGCGGUGGAGCUUGGCGCGAAGCUCACGACAAAGGCGCGUGUCGUAGACGUUGAGUACGAGGCCGAUGUGGAGAACAACGCCACAAUAGCCAUCGCCGUGUGUCAGGACGGGACAAGACACAAAGCCGAUCUGGUUGUAGGCGCCGACGGCAUUAACUCGAAAUGCAGAGAGAUACUGCUCGGCCACGAGGACCCCCCACAACUCACUGGCGACCUGGCUUACCGACUACUGCUCAAUACUGCGGACAUGCUGAAGGAUCCUGAGCUCAGAGGCUUCGUGGAAGACCCGCAGGUCAACUACUGGAUAGGCCCAGAUGCCCACGCCGUCAACUACGUCCUCCGCGGUGGCAAGCUCUUCAACAUGGUGCUGUUGGUGCCCGAUGAUAUGCCCGAUGGUGCGAACACACUUGCUGGGAACGUUGAAGAGAUGCGUGCCCUGUACAAAGACUGGGAUCCACGGAUACCCAAGUUGCUCGCACUCUGCCAGGAGGUGGCCAAGUGGCGGCUAAUGAUUCGACCUGGUCUCGAUCCCACUUGGUCUCAUGAGACGGGUGCAUACACCAUACUCGGCGACGCUGCACAUGCUACUCUUCCCUAUCUUGCAUCGGGCGCUGGUAUGUCUUUGGAGGAUGGACAUGUUCUCGGCCUAUGCUUGGGUAAGAUCAAGAGCAAAUCCACGGCAGAGAAGAAGCGUGCACUAGCAGUUUAUGAACGCUGUCGUCGCGAACGCACUGAACGAGUCGUCUCCCGUGGUAACCGUCAGCAAUAUCUCUAUCAUGUCCACGAUGGGCCUGAACAAGAAGAACGCGAUAGUACGCUUCGCGCUUUUGGUGAGUUUAAUGGUAAGGGAAGGAUAAGCAAGGAGCAAUAUGAAGAAAAGGGACUAAAGGUUGGUGAUGACCCUCUGGCGUGGAGAUGGGGUGGUGUGGGUAGCUGGCUCAUCACCUAUGUUUGUGAAGAUGAUGUUGAGAAGAAGUGGAAAGAUUUUGAGAGGGAGACGAGGGCUGAGGCAAGAAGUAAUGGUGAAGUGAGGGCUGUGUUGUAA
Messenger RNA from Alternaria triticimaculans, 1437 nucleotides. RefSeq lists its product as uncharacterized. Gene Ontology annotation, molecular function: monooxygenase activity; FAD binding. Lineage: Eukaryota; Fungi; Ascomycota; Dothideomycetes; Pleosporales; Pleosporaceae. The transcript has 2 exons. The coding region runs from base 1 to 1437 and encodes 478 amino acids. Gene Ontology annotation, biological process: secondary metabolite biosynthetic process. The record is from RefSeq and is a predicted model, not a curated record.